AUGGGGUGGAUACGGCGCUCGCAGCGCCCGCGAGCGUGGCGCAUCUUCGCCUCGCUGCUGCUCGGCCUCAGUCUCCUGCUGUUCAUGCACGCGUGCAGGCGGUUUCUCCGCGACCUUUCCGGAGCCGUUGUACCCAGCGUUACCGGCGCGCAGCACCUACAGUCGCCACGCAUGAUUGAAUUCUGGACGAAACUGCGCACGAACAUCGACGACCUGAUACCUCAAAUCGAGCCGAUCAAGUUGGCGCAGAAAGCCACGCCGGAGGACCAAGGCGUUGAUAUCGAGAUUGACCCAGAACACCCCCGUCUCGACCUCAUCAGGUUGCCCGAGGAUUCUCUCAGGGCGUUGCGGAGCAGCCAUGAUUCCAUGACUUUCGUUACGAGUAUACUGGCGCCCGAAUUACCGUAUGAAAGCAAGACGAGGGGGAUAGUCACUACAGGAGGUGGUGACUACUUCAAUAUAACCCUUAUCUCAUUACGCAUGCUUCGUCGAACCGGCUCCAGGCUUCCCGUGGUCGUAUUCAUCGACAAUGACAGUGACUACGACGAAUACAUCUGCGAACAGGUUUUCCGUCCACUCAAGGCGGAGUGCGUCAUACUCUCUGACCUUCUGGACAUGGCGCUACCGUCUUUGUCCUUAGGAAAAUACCAGUACAAGAUCUUCUCGGUGCUUUUCUCUCCGUUCCAGGAGGUUCUGUUCAUGGACGCCGACGCGUUUCCUGCUCACAAUCCCGAUAAGUUGUUCAGUUCUGAACCGUUCAAAUCGACCGGCAUGGUAACUUGGCCCGAUUUCUGGGCAAGCACAGCUAGCCCACUGUUUUAUGAUAUCUCACGUACAGAAACACCAAUGCUCGGGGUUCGGAAGUCUUCCGAAGCAGGAAUACUGAUGUACGACAAGGCGCGGCAUGCCCAUGAUCUGCUGUUGGCACUGUAUUACAACUACCUUGGCCCAAUGUGGUAUUACCCGCUACUUAGCCAGGGCGCUGAGGGCGAAGGCGAUAAAGAAACCUUUUUGCAUGCUGCCAUGGUGCUUGGCGCACCAUUCUACGAUGUAACAACACCGAUCCAUAUUAUGGGCCGCUGGGCGAACAAUACAUGGCACUCGACAGGCAUGAGGCAGGCAGAUCCAAGAGAUGAUUGGCGUUUACAUCAAGUGAGGAUGAGAUUAUCGCAGACAGCGCAGUCACGCACCAUGAAUGAGGGAAUGGAAGAUGAAUAUGGCGAAACAGAGAACGAGGACGGGGACAGAACUGACGCAGAACUGGCAAAGCCCUUGUUUAUUCACUGCAAUCUCCUGAAGCUCGAUAUCGGAAGGCUUCUCUCCCCGGACAGCGAGUUGUGGACAAGGAAUGGUACCGGGGUCUUGCAACGAAUAUGGAGAUUAGAUGAAGGCAUGCUCGGAUUUGGAUAUGACGUCGAAGAGGUUCUCUGGGAGGAGAUCGUUCUGACAGGGUGCGACUUGAUGGCCGCAAGCGAGUGUAGUCGGUUGCUAGAUAUUGCUGAAGAGAUUCUCGGCCACAAGCUCACGAAAAUUAUUCGGCGACUAGAGAGGCUGAAGCCUUUCGCCACAGAUAACUAG
This is a messenger RNA of Neoarthrinium moseri, 1578 nucleotides long. RefSeq lists its product as uncharacterized. Gene Ontology annotation, cellular component: Golgi apparatus. Gene Ontology annotation, molecular function: alpha-1,2-mannosyltransferase activity. Gene Ontology annotation, biological process: mannan biosynthetic process. The record is from RefSeq and is a predicted model, not a curated record. The coding region runs from base 1 to 1578 and encodes 525 amino acids. NCBI's taxonomy places the organism in Eukaryota, Fungi, Ascomycota, Sordariomycetes, Amphisphaeriales, Apiosporaceae. The transcript has a single exon.